Messenger RNA from Theobroma umbraticum, 3344 nucleotides. Its product is annotated as Cyclophilin-like peptidyl-prolyl cis-trans isomerase family protein. Gene Ontology annotation, biological process: protein peptidyl-prolyl isomerization; protein folding. Gene Ontology annotation, cellular component: cytoplasm. NCBI's taxonomy places the organism in Eukaryota, Viridiplantae, Streptophyta, Magnoliopsida, Malvales, Malvaceae. Gene Ontology annotation, molecular function: cyclosporin A binding; peptidyl-prolyl cis-trans isomerase activity. The record is from RefSeq and is a predicted model, not a curated record.
CUAGGGUUUCUGCUUCUCUUAGUUUCUCUUUCACUAUUUCCUCCUGACUUUUAAAGAACUCAUUUUAAUUGCUCGUUUUAAGCCCAAUAUUACUGCGUGUAUCUGAUCCAAAAGCUACGUGGUUGUUUUUCCUUAAAUGUCUCUUUAAUUUACUGGUUUACAUCAGUUUAGUUUUCUUCACUUUAAUCUGUUUAUGCAUAUUUAGUUUUUGUGUGAUUUCCCGGUUUUUUAGUUCAAGUUUAAGAUUGUAUGUAAUAUAUAAGCUUGUUUGUAAGGUUUUUUAUUUGUUUGCUAAUUCAGCUAGGCUUUUAGGUUUUCAGCUUGAUUUUGUUAUAAUAUUAUUUUGACUAACUGUUUUCGGCUUGCGUGUGCUUUUGUGCUUUUGCUGGAAAGUGUGUUGUAACGGCCGUUGCUUUUCUUUUGAUGAUCUGGGAUUCUGAUCGAGUGCAAUCAUUCACUAGAUGAUUAUUGGUUAUACUGGCUUGAGUUCUGAAUCUGGUGAAAAUAUGGCAAAGAAGAAGAAUCCUUUAGUUUUUAUGGAUGUGUCGGUAGAUGGUGAUCCUGUUGAAAGGAUGAUUUUUGAGCUCUUUCCUGAUAUUGCUCCGAAAACUGCAGAAAAUUUCCGUGCCCUUUGUACAGGAGAAAAGGGCAUUGGUCCUAAAACUGGAAAACCAUUGCACUACAAGGGUUCCUUUUUCCAUCGUGUUAUUAAAGGUUCCAUGGCCCAGGGUGGUGAUUUUGUGAGAAGAGAUGGAACUAGUGGGGAAAGCAUAUAUGAUGGGAAGUUUCCAGAUGAAUUGCCCAGGCUAAAGCAUGACGGACCUGGUCUUUUAUCUAUGGCAAUUGCUGAUCGUGACACUGUAGGUUCACAAUUCAUUAUCACCUUCAAGGCUAAUCAUAAUCUUGACAGAAAAUAUGUAGUUUUUGGGAAGCUUGUGCAAGGAAAUGAGGUGCUGAAGAAAAUUGAAAAUGUGGGUGAUGAGGAAGGAAUACUAACCGUAACAGUGAAAAUAAUUAAUUGUGGUGAAGUUGGUGAAGAGAAAAAGAAAAAUAAGUUGAAAACAGGAAAAGAUGCUUCCUCUGAUGCUAACAGUCAUGAAGUGCGAAGGAAGGGAAAGCAUAAGAAAUCUUCAAGAGACAAAAGGAAGAAGAGAAGAAGAUACUAUUCAUCUGAUUCAGAGAGUUCCUCAGACUCUGAGACAGAAUCAUCUGAAUCUGAAAGUGAUUCUGACUCAUAUCUGUCAUCAUCCUCUGACAUUAGUUCUUCAAGUGAUGACAGGCAUAAAAAGAGGAAGAGAUCUUCAAAACGAGAAAAAUAUAGGCGUGGAAAAAGACGAGAUAGACGGCGUGACAAAAAGAGAAAAAGGCGUGAUAAGAGAUCAAAGCGUAGAUCAAGAAGGGCUUCUGAUAGUCUUACAGAUGAUGACAGUGAGAGUAAAGGUGAAAGCAGCACUGAUAAUGAUGUUGAUGUGCAAGGAAAAGCGCAGAAGCAUAAAGAGCUUUCUCAGAAAAGUGUUGGGAGUCAAUCCCCUUCACCUGUCGAGAAAGAAAUUCGUCUGAGAAAAAGGGAAGAUGCUGAUUUGCUUUCAAAGGAGCAUGAAGCUCCCAAGGAAAAUGGAGGGCGACGGAGCAAUGGCAUUGAAAUAGAUGCUCAAUCUGACAGAAGUGCAGAUAGACAACCUGAUGUGGUAGAUGAUCACCCAAGCAAAUCUAGGAGUCGAAGCAUGAGUCCUAAAAGGGCCAUGAGUAAGAGUAUGAGUAUUAGUCCCAGGAGGAGUCCAAGCCGGAGCCCAAGUCUUAGCCCAAGGCGAAGUCUGAGCAGGAGUCCCCCACGUUGUCCAGAAAGAGGUGUAAGCAAGAGUCAGAGUCCUGUUAGAAGUAGGAGCAGGAGCCCUGCUAGAAGUGUCAGCAGAAGCCCUUUGAGGGGUAGAAAGAGUAGAAGCUUCAGCAGGAGCCCUGUUAGAGCACAUUCUCGAAAAAGCAUUAGCAGGAGCCCUGUAAGGUCUCGGUCUCGAAGAAGUCUGAGUAGGAGCCCUCCCAGAUCAACAAGAAAAUCAAUUAGUAGAAGUCCUGUUAGACUUUCAAAAAGAAGCAUAAGUAGAAGUCCAGCGAGAUCUUCUCGGAGAAGCAUUAGCAGAAGUCCUGUAAAAUCUGCUCGGAGAAGCAUAAGCAGAAGCCCUGUGAGAUCGUCUCGGAGAAGUGUAAGUAGGAGCUCUGGCAGGGCUCCUCCAAGGAGAAGCAUCAGCAGAAGUCCGUUAAGGGAACCAAGUAAGAAUUAUCGUCAUAGUUAUUCAAGGAGUCCUGCCAGGGCCCCUCCAAAGAGAAGCAUCAGCAGAAGUCCAUUAAGAGAACCGAGUAGAAAUUAUCGUCGUAGUUAUUCCAGGAGCCCCACCCCUGCACGGAGGGUGAGGUCACCCCCUUCCAAUCGAGGUAGAAGUUUAUCAAGAAGCAUUUCCCCUGAUGCAUCACCUAAGCGCAUCAGAAGGGGUCGGGGUUUUAGUGAGCGCUACUCCUAUGCACGAAGAUACAGAACCCCCUCUCCAGAUCGUUCUCCUGUGAGGUCCUAUCGUUAUGGUGGCAGAAUUGAUCGUGAGAGGUAUUCAAGUUACAGGAGGUAUUCACCUAGGCGUUAUCGAAGCCCACCAAGAGGAAGAACUCCACCAAGGAAUAGAGGCAGAAGAAGCCGGACACGAAGUCCAUCCAUAUCACGUAGCCCUCGGUACCGUAAUCGUCAUUAUAGUCGUAGCCACAGCCAUAGCCCUAGUCGCAGUCGAAGCCCUAUUCGCAGCCGCUCUCCAGUUGAUGUGUCUAGAUCUCGCGUGUCUCCAAGGGCUGGGAGGCGAAGGUCCCCUUCUCAGAGUAGGAGCCAAUCAGAAUCGAGGUCCUCGUUGGACUCUCAGUCUCCAAAGCAGGCAAGCAAAGCAAGUUCAAGGUCAUCUUCUGGAAGUCCAGAUGGUAAAAAGGGCCUGGUCUCUUAUGAUGAUGGUUCACCUGACUCGGGAAGGUGAAUUAGGUAAAAGGUUUGGGGAGAUUUUGAUAUUUAGUCUUUGAUGGGUCCGUGUUCUCUUGAUGAACUGGAUUCUGCAGUUUUUACCAUGUUGUUUCUACUUUGUUGUUGCCAGAGGUUGUGGUUAAUUAAAUAUCUGAUUUUAGUAUUUGUCAUUCAGGUUCUUCUUGGCCUGUUUUUAGGAUAUUUUAUAAAUAAUGGAGAGUAUGUGGAUCAUAUUAGGGGUAGGAAUCUUGUUACAUUGUUAGUGCAGUAUCCCUAAGAAUCUUCUGUAGUACUAUGAGUCAGGCAAUAUGAUAUAGAUGCAUCUAAUGUGUCAGAAAAUUUUCCUACAAAA